Molecule: messenger RNA, 677 nt
Organism: Galeopterus variegatus (Sunda flying lemur)
Lineage: Eukaryota; Metazoa; Chordata; Mammalia; Dermoptera; Cynocephalidae
Gene: CRB3
Product: crumbs family member 3
Exons: 4
Coding region: 162-578 (138 amino acids)
Source: RefSeq, a predicted model, not a curated record
CGGACCGAGGGUUCGAGCUGGGGACCCGGACAGGGAAACCGUGCGAGAUCAAAGACGCCCGGGCCAGGUGCCCUGUCGCAGGUACCCCCGGCUCGAGAUGCGGUAGGAACGGCGAGCGCCAGAAGCCCUGUUCCUGGCGCCACCAACCUGUCGCCCAGCCCAUGGCGACCCCCAGCCUGGGGCUGCUCUUGGCGCUUGGCCUGCCGCUGCUGCCGGCCCGCUGGGGCCGGGCCUGGGGGCAAAUCUCAGGAGGCCAUUACUGCUAUCAUCGUGGUCUUCUCCAUCCUGGCUGCCUUGCUUCUGGCUGUGGGGCUGGCACUGUUGGUGCGGAAACUUCGGGAGAAGCGGCAGACAGAGGGCACCUACCGGCCCAGCAGCGAGGAGCAGUUCUCCCACGCAGCCGAGGCCCGGGCCCCCCAGGACUCCAAGGAGACGGUGCGGGGCUGCCUGCCCAUCUAGGUCCCCUUCCUUGCAUCCGUCUCCCUUCCUUGAUGUGUGACCUUAGGGGAAGGCAGAGCCCUCUCUGGGCAGUCAGACCCACCCACUGCUUAAGAAUAGAAUGGAAGAAGGUGAUUUGAAGACUUUGCCCCUGAGAGCAAGGGAGGGUGGGGCUGCUCACUUUUUAUAUAUUUAUAUAAAACUGGUAGUGAGAUAUAAUAAAAGUUUUUGAGCUGGUG